AUGUCACAACAUCAAGACCAAUCUGCUUCUAAAAAUAUUAAGUCUACUCAAAAGGUUAGUGCUCCUCCCACGGGCAUUCCCGAUGAUGAGAUUCUGGAUGUUGUUCCUCUCUCUGUUAUUCCUUGCGAGGCCAUUGAUUUGAACCAACCCAUUGAUGCCUCAGCUUCUGCAUGCUCCAAUCAAGGGCAAACCGUGUCUGAAAAAGGAAAAUCUGUGGCAUCUAAAACUGCUAGUGCUUCCCACUCUGAGAAGUAUGAUGUGAUUGGUCUAGAGGAUGGUAGCUCUGAUGAUCAAGAGGAAAGCUUACUUCAUCACCUUAAGCCAAGUGUGGCUAAACGCAUGAAGACUCGCAAAGGAAGAUCUGUGGCUGAACUUAUGUCAGCUAGAAAAUCUAAGAAGACUACUGGUAUUGGUCCCUCCAAAUCUUGGAGCAAGAAUUUCAAUUUCGAGUCUAAAGAGGAUGUUGAGGAAGAUGUCCCUGACAUCUCGCCUAUGAAGAAAACCACUGUUAGGAAGUCUCUUAGUAAAGUCCCUGUUGUUCAUUUGGAUAACAUCUCUUUCCAUCUUAAGGAUGGAGCUGCCAAGUGUAAAUUUGUGAUUCAAAGAAGGGUGGCUGUGGAAAGGGAGUUGAGAAAAGAUGUUGCUGAUGUCAAGGAGGUCAUGGACCUGAUAAAGGCUGUUGGGUUGUUGAAGACUGUGGCUGGGUUCUCUCAAUGCUAUGAGGGAAGAAAAAUUGAGGGUGCAUGUGAAUUAGAAGUUACAUACAAUGAGGUCUGUAGAGAGAUUACAACUAGGCAGGUGAAAGGUUGGCUUGUUAAAAAGCAUCUUCCUGCUGGGAAGUUGAGUGUCAAGUAUGAUAUCUUGCAUAAAAUAGGAGUUGCAAAUUGGGUCCCUACUAACCAUAUUUCCACUAUUGCUAAUACCCUUGGGAGGUUUAUUUUUGCUGUUAGAACCAAAGUGAAAUUUGACUAUGGUAGAUUUAUGUUUGAAUAA
This is a messenger RNA of Lathyrus oleraceus (garden pea), 993 nucleotides long. RefSeq lists its product as uncharacterized. The transcript has 4 exons. Bases 1 to 993 code for a protein of 330 amino acids. Lineage: Eukaryota; Viridiplantae; Streptophyta; Magnoliopsida; Fabales; Fabaceae. The record is from RefSeq and is a predicted model, not a curated record.